GCUAAAGUCAUGUGAAGGGCUGACAAACUUUUAAAUCUAGAUGAAAUAAUGAUUUGACUAACUGGGUAAUAAAUACUGCAAUAAAAAACCCCUACAAUCAGAUAGAUGCAGUGCAUGAUACACAUUCUAAAGUAAAAUAUGAUCCUGGGCAUAUGCAGUAAAAUGUCAAGUGUACUAAUAAAGCAAGAAAAAAAUCUCUAUUUCUUCACUUUCCUUUGAAAAAAAGAGGUGAAAUAUGUAGUGUUCAUUUAUUUAAGACAGAGUGAUUGUAAUUCCUCUAUAUCAUUAGUUUAUAUUAGUAUGCACUGUAUAAACACACCCUUCCUAGUUUGAUUGCCAGAAUAAGUGGAUUCUGUAAAAACAUUUACAAAAGGUCACUAUGAAACAUUACCAAUUAAAUGGAAAGUGAUAACAACAAUAAACCAUAUGCUUCACUAACCAUACACACAGAUAUUUAAGACCUGGUUUAAUUGAGUUCCUCUGUAAUGACACCAGUGCAGCUGUAGAUAAAAGUAAUGCAUCGUUUUAAUUCAUUCUAAAGUUGAUUAAUUUGACUCGAGCAGACAUCAAUAUCGAGAUCCUCAGGGAAAAAAAAACAAGUUAAUGGUUCAUGUAUUUCUUCAUGGCAUCCGCACUUUGAUGUCUGCUCUCAGCAGUUUUUUACCUUCCAGAAACAUCCUUUAAAUCAUUCACACAAAGAUCAUCGCCUCCCAAUCACAGACAAACAGCAGGGCUUCUUUGACAGAACAUAUUUUCAAAUCUUAUUAUAAUCAUUUAAUAGUGUAUAUUAGCACUAACUUCCAAUGGGACAUCCAGACAGUUCAGUGGGAACAUUCCAAGUUUGGGAUUAUGUGGUGUUUGCUUGUCUGUUUGUGGUAUCUUCUGGUAUUGGAGUCUUUUUUGCCAUAAAGGAGAGGAAAAAGGUGUCGUCGAACGAAUUCUUAGUUGGUGGACGGCAGCUGACCUGCGGUCCAGUGGCGCUGUCGCUCACAGCCAGCUUCAUGUCAGCAGUGACUGUUAUUGGAACUCCCUCAGAUGUAUACCGCUUUGGGGCUGCAUUUAUUAUCUUUGGCAUUGCCUACACGCUGAUGGUGUUCUUCACAGCAGAGCUCUUUCUUCCUGUGUUCUACCGCUCAGGCAUCACCAGCACAUAUGAGUAUCUUGAGCUACGCUUCUCUAAGACGGUCCGUUUUGCCGCUACUCUAAUUUACACAGUGCAAACGAUUUUGUACACUGGAGUAGUGGUGUAUGCUCCAGCUCUAGCUCUUAAUCAAGUAACAGGGUUUAAUCUUUGGGGAUCCAUAUUUGCUACUGGAAUUGUCUGCACCUUCUACUGUACACUGGGAGGACUAAAGGCUGUAGUUUGGUCCGAUGCCUUCCAGAUGGUGGUGAUGGUGGCUGGUUUUCUCACUGUGCUGGUACAGGGUACAUAUAAAUGUGGUGGAAUUGGUGAAGUAUGGAAAACAGCACAGGCUGGACAAAGGCUCAAUGUGUUUGACUUUGACCCCAGCCCACUGAGACGUCACACAUUCUGGACAGUCACUGUUGGGGGCAUGUUCACAUGGCUGGGCAUCUAUGGUGUUAACCAGUCCACCAUCCAGAGGUGUAUUUCCUGUAAGACAGAGACCCAUGCUCGCUGUGCUCUGUAUCUGAAUCUACUGGGUCUCUUGUUGAUUGUCUUCUGUGGUGUGGUCUCAGGACUCAUUAUGUACACUUUCUACUCCCGUUGUGACCCCUGGACAGCUGGCUAUUUGUCAGCUCCUGACCAGCUCAUGCCAUACUUUGUACUAGACGUAUUGGGCAACUUUCCAGGUCUGCCUGGGCUGUAUGUAUCUUGUGCUUUCAGUGGGACCCUCAGCACAGUGGCUGCCAGUAUCAACGCUCUGGCCACAGUGACGUACGAGGACUUUGUGAGCCAGUGUUUCAAAAACCUCUCCAACAAAGCGGCUAUGUGGAUCAGCAAAGCCCUUUGUGUGAUGUUUGGAGUGAUCUGUACCACUAUGGCAGUAGCAGCAUCAAAAAUGGGAACAGUUUUGCAGGCUGCUCUCAGUAUCCACGGCAUGUGUGGAGGACCGAUGCUUGGUCUCUUCUCUUUAGGAAUUUUCUUCCCUUUCGCAAACACUCUGGGGGCUAUAGGAGGUCUGAUAAUGGGCAUUUCUUUGUCCUUCUGGGUGGGAGUGGGAGCCUUCCUCCAUGCUGCUUCUCCCAAUAACACUCACCCACUGCCUCUGAGCACAGAGAGCUGUAACCUACUGAACACCACAGCUACUGCAGUAACUCACACAGCCAGCUCAGAUACAGGGUCUGGGCUGGCUGAUUCCUGGUACUCCAUGUCCUAUCUGUACUAUAGUGCAGUGGGAUUUCUGGCCACAGUUAUAGGAGGUCUGCUUAUCACACUGAUAACAGGCCCCACUAAGCCACAGGAGGUGAAGCCUGGUCUGAUUCGUCCGGUGUGUAACCUGUUCUGCUUUUGCUCAGAGAAAUUCAGGACCAUGUGCUGGUGUGGUGUCAACCAUGCAGAGGACAAAGUGGAAUUGGAUGGUGUGGAUUUUGGAACAGUGUGGGAGAAUCGGCCAGACCAGGACAUUAAAAGUGAGACGAAUGGAAGCAAUCUGAGUAACAGGAUGCAGGAUGAAGCUUACAUUAAUGCAGCUUUUGUCCCAGACAGACUUUUUGACCCAGUUGGGUAUAGUCUGUCAAAACGGCUAUAACCUUGAAAAAGUAUGAAAAAAAUUAAAAAAGAGGCGUGUCGACUCAUCCACCUUAGGGCACGUUAGGGCAGGUGGAGGUGCAGGUUUUCAUUCUAGGCUUUCAACAGACUCAAGCAUGGCUUCUGCUCAAGUGGAAUGAAAAUCUGCACACACUCACUCUACAUCCUUAAACUACAAAACUACUCAGAGACACAUGCCAUUUCAUACAGGGAACAAAAAACCCACCAACCAUGUCAGUUAAAAGAUACAGUCAAUGAUUUAUUACAGAAAAGAGUGAUAUCCAAAUUUAUUCUAUAGAUGUUUUGUACUUUUUUUUCAUAGUUUUUUUUUUUUUUACAUGUAAACAGGGAUGGUGUAAACAAAACACGCUGUUGAUAUUGUUUAUGUCACCAUAUUCAUCAAGUACAAAUCAGAAUGCACUGAAUGUGCUAAUGUACUGAAACAUUCUGCAUGGUACAUAGUGGGCUCCUUACAGGUCAUCACCAGCUCACGGUGGGGUGAGAGGUCAGUGGGUGAUUACAUAUCUAAUGUUAUCUCCUUGAGUGAGUACAUAUUGCCUGUUUAACGUCAUACCCGUCAGGAGUCAUUGCAAUUGUGCACAUCGUACUAAUGCAUAAUGGAUAUUAAACUCUCUCAUAACUACACUCAGCAUUAUUGUCUCUAAGCAAUGCAAAAUAUCAUGUCAUAGCCGUCAUAGCCAUUGCUUUUGAUAUAAUACCUGAUCUGAAAAUAAAUGACACUCCACUUUUGUUCAUUCAAAUGAAGUUUGUGUCACAAUAACAAGUGCUAUUG
Hemibagrus wyckioides is the source of this 3503-nucleotide messenger RNA. It is a transcript of the gene slc5a12, whose product is annotated as solute carrier family 5 member 12. The transcript has 15 exons. NCBI's taxonomy places the organism in Eukaryota, Metazoa, Chordata, Actinopteri, Siluriformes, Bagridae. Gene Ontology annotation, biological process: transmembrane transport; sodium ion transport. Bases 804 to 2711 code for a protein of 635 amino acids. The record is from RefSeq and is a predicted model, not a curated record. Gene Ontology annotation, molecular function: symporter activity. Gene Ontology annotation, cellular component: membrane.